This is a messenger RNA of Prunus armeniaca (apricot), 303 nucleotides long. NCBI's taxonomy places the organism in Eukaryota, Viridiplantae, Streptophyta, Magnoliopsida, Rosales, Rosaceae. The record is from the annotation of a GenBank genome assembly.
AUGAAGGUCAUGGGAAAAGCCCAUGAAGGAAUCUGUGGAGCACAUCAAGGUGGAAGAAAAAUGUGUUGGUUGAUUAGAAGACAUGGUCCAAUCCAGCAGGCUCCCUCAGUUCCCAUGAAUCUAGUUGUCAAGCCAUGGCCAUUCAGAAGAUGGGCAAUGGACCUCAUUGGCAAAAUCUAUCCAGCCAGUACCAAGCAACACUAUUUUAUCAUAAUGGCUACUGAUUAUUUCACCAAAUGGGUGGAAGCUAAGCCAGUCAAAUCCACCACAUCUCAAGAGAUCAUUGCCUUCAUAGAAGAAUAG